GAGUGUGGGAAGAGUUUUACUACGCAGAGUAAUCUCCAACAACACCAGCGCAUUCAUACAGGAGAGAAGCCAUAUCACUGCUCAGAGUGUGGGAAGAGUUUUGCUCAAAGUAGUGCUCUUAAAGUACACCAGCGUGUUCACACAGGACAGAAACCAUAUUACUGCUUAGUUUGUGGAAAGAGUUUUGCUCAACAGGUUAACCUCCAAAAACACCAGCGUAUUCACACAGGAGAGAAACCGUAUCACUGCUUGGAGUGUGGAAACAGUUUUGCUGGACAUAGUACCCUUCAAAAACACCAGCGUAUUCACACAGGAGAGAAACCGUAUAACUGCACAGAGUGUGGAAAGAGUUUUAUUCAAAGUAGUGACCUUAAAGUACACCAGCAUGUUCACACUGGAGAAAAGCCGUAUCACUGCUCAGAAUGUGGAAAGAGUUUUGCUCAACAGGUGAACCUCCAAAAACACCAGCGUGUUCACACAGGAGAGAAACCGUAUCACUGCUCAGAGUGUGAAAAGAGUUUUGCUCAACAGGGUUACCUUCAAAAACACCAGCGUAUUCACACAGGAGUGAAACCGUAUCACUGCUCAGAGUGUGGAAACAGUUUUGUUGAACAUAGUACCCUUCAAAAACACCAGCGUAUUCACACAGGAGAGAAACCAUAUAACUGCACUGUGUGUGGAAAGAGUUUUACUCAAAGUAGUGUCCUUAAAGUACACCAGCGUAUUCACACAGGAGAGAAACCGUAUAACUGCACUGAGUGUGGAAAGAGUUUUACUCAAAGUAGUGACCUUAAAGUACACCAGCGUAUUCACACAGGAGAGAAACCGUAUAACUGCACUGAGUGUGGAAAGAGUUUUACUCAAAGUAGUGACCUUAAAGUACACCAGCGUAUUCACACAGGAGAGAAACCGUAUAACUGCACAGAGUGUGGAAAGAGUUUUACUCAAAGUAGUGUCCUUAAAGUACACCAGCGUAUUCACACAGGAGAGAAACUGUAUCACUGCUUAGAGUGUGGAAAGAGUUUUGCUCAUGAAAAGAAUCUCAAACGGCAUCAGCGU
Molecule: messenger RNA, 1059 nt
Organism: Trichomycterus rosablanca
Lineage: Eukaryota; Metazoa; Chordata; Actinopteri; Siluriformes; Trichomycteridae
Product: zinc finger protein ZFP2-like
Exons: 1
Biological process (GO): regulation of transcription by RNA polymerase II
Molecular function (GO): DNA-binding transcription factor activity, RNA polymerase II-specific; RNA polymerase II cis-regulatory region sequence-specific DNA binding
Source: RefSeq, a predicted model, not a curated record